AUGACCUCCUCUAAUCCGCAGCCCUUUGUCCAGGCAGGCGAUCCCCUUAACGAAUUCCUUCGUUCCUUCUGGCAGCGACAGGUUGAUUCUGCAGAACAAGAAACGCCUGAUUUCCGACACCCGGCCCUCCCCCUUGCUCGAAUCAAAAAAGUCAUGAAAAGUGAUCCAGACGUCAAAAUGAUUGCUGCUGAUGCGCCCAUCUUGUUUUGCAAAGCGUGUGAAAUAUUCAUUGCAGAAAUUACUGCUCGGGCCUUUAUUAUUGCGGAUUCCAAUAAACGCCGGACGCUGUCCAGGUCAGACAUCGCCAAGGCUUUGAGCAAGUCGGACCAGUUUGAUUUUUUGAUUGAUAUUGUACCACGGGAGGAACUUCCGUUCCCUACUGGGAGUGUUGUGAGGAAGGCGGGGGGAACGGAGAAUAUCAAGCAGGAACAGAGAGCGAGUCUCGGUGACGGUAACGCGAACUUGGCCUCGAAUGACACGAAUGUUGGAGGUAGUUCGGAGGUUCUGGAGCAGGUGGAUCUUGCAAUUGUGUAUUCAAUAUGA
Desarmillaria tabescens is the source of this 543-nucleotide messenger RNA. RefSeq names its product histone-fold-containing protein. Gene Ontology annotation, cellular component: nucleus; CCAAT-binding factor complex. Gene Ontology annotation, biological process: regulation of transcription by RNA polymerase II. The record is from RefSeq and is a predicted model, not a curated record. Bases 1 to 543 code for a protein of 180 amino acids. NCBI's taxonomy places the organism in Eukaryota, Fungi, Basidiomycota, Agaricomycetes, Agaricales, Physalacriaceae. Gene Ontology annotation, molecular function: DNA-binding transcription activator activity, RNA polymerase II-specific; protein heterodimerization activity; RNA polymerase II cis-regulatory region sequence-specific DNA binding. The transcript has 5 exons.